This is a messenger RNA of Entamoeba dispar SAW760, 312 nucleotides long. RefSeq lists its product as uncharacterized. Lineage: Eukaryota; Evosea; Mastigamoebida; Endamoebidae. The record is from RefSeq and is a predicted model, not a curated record. The coding region runs from base 1 to 312 and encodes 103 amino acids. The transcript has a single exon.
AUGCUUAUUUUUACUGGAUCUAUUGGAGUUGGAAAAACAUCAACUAUUGAUGCAUUUAUGAAAUAUUUUGAAACAGAAAGUGUUGGAAGAAUAAAAGAAUAUAUUGAUUAUUCACCAAUAGAAGGAAAAAAGUUACUUAAUGGAGUAACAAAUGGAACAAUAAGAAAUUAUACAUUACAAAAGUUUAUUAUUCAAUGUUAUAAAGAACAAUUGGAAAACAAUAAAAAUAAAAAAUUACUAAUUUUUGAACGUCAUCCUCGUGAAGCAUUAAAAUUAUUGUGUGAAAUAGAUAAAACAAAAAAAAACAAUUAA